Messenger RNA from Jatropha curcas, 1092 nucleotides. Its product is annotated as Peptidase C15, pyroglutamyl peptidase I-like protein. Gene Ontology annotation, biological process: proteolysis. Gene Ontology annotation, molecular function: pyroglutamyl-peptidase activity. The record is from RefSeq and is a predicted model, not a curated record. Gene Ontology annotation, cellular component: cytosol. Lineage: Eukaryota; Viridiplantae; Streptophyta; Magnoliopsida; Malpighiales; Euphorbiaceae.
AUAAAAUGCGAGAGCCUCUUUAAUUAUUCAACCAAUGGAAGGCAAGAAGCAGCUGCAAAAGUAAAACUCGUCUUCUUCUUGUUUCUUCUUUCCAUUAAAACGGCAAAUCUCGAUUUUAGAAGCCCGAUGCGGCAAUUCAUCUUUGAGUUUAGAGGAUUCAAUUGUAAUUAUAGAAAAUUGGGAACUGUAUUAGUGUUCGAAACAGGGAGAAUAUGGGAUCUGAAGGGUUAAAUAGUGUAGUGAUCCAUGUUACUGGAUUUAAGAAGUUUCAAGGAGUACCUGAGAAUCCCACAGAGAUAAUAGUUAACAAUUUGAAGGGUUUUGUUGAAAAGAGAGGUUUGCCUGCUGGGGUUACUCUUGGAAGUUGCACUGUUCUUGAGACUGCUGGAGAUGGUGCUCGUCCCUUGCUUUACAAAGUCUUGGAAUCAGGCACCGCAGCUACAAAUGCUGGCAACAAUGAACAAGUUGUAUGGCUUCACUUAGGGGUGAAUAAUGGGGCAUUGAGAUUUGCCAUCGAGCGACUGGCAGUUAAUGAGGCCACCUUCCGUUGUCCAGAUGAGCUAGGAUGGCAACCUCAGCAACAUCCGAUACUCUCUGGGGAUGGAGGAAUUUCCUGCACAAGGGAGACUUGUUGCUCGGUUGAUGCAAUAUUAAUUCUCUUGAAGAGGAAAGGCUUUGAUGUGGCAAUAUCAGAUGAUGCUGGCCGCUUUGUAUGCAACUAUGUCUAUUAUCACUCUCUUCGGUUUGCAGAAAGGAAAGGUCACAAAUCUCUUUUUGUUCACGUUCCUCCCUUUUCAAGAAUUGAUGAAGAAACUCAAAUGCAAUUUGCAGCCUCACUUUUAGAGGCUAUUGCCAUAACGUGUUAAUAUAUAUUGAUAUCUAUCUUUAAUUUUUUCUGUAUCCAUGGUCCACGGUGCUUGUACAUGUUCAUCAACUGGAUUGCUAUCUUGAAUAAAAAGAACAAAAGAAACGAAACACGAAUUGUACUUUAGAACUCCUGUGUGCCCUUUAUAUUUAAGGUGAAAAUCCAUUGUAUGUGGAUCUAGUCAAUCUGUUUGUGCUGAUGGAUAAUGAGGUCGAUGGUUGUUAUCA